Annulohypoxylon maeteangense is the source of this 1889-nucleotide messenger RNA. RefSeq lists its product as uncharacterized. Gene Ontology annotation, biological process: regulation of peptide transport. Bases 376 to 1719 code for a protein of 447 amino acids. The record is from RefSeq and is a predicted model, not a curated record. The transcript is spliced from 3 exons. NCBI's taxonomy places the organism in Eukaryota, Fungi, Ascomycota, Sordariomycetes, Xylariales, Hypoxylaceae.
AGAGCUUUAGGUUCACGCAGGGGCAUAGGGGAUAACUGGGAUAACUGGGAUAGGUGUCUCGGCAUCUGAGAGCACCGACGGCGCACUACCAAAUCGUCGAAUCGAACCUUUCACUUGCACGAUUUGUUUCAGAACUUCGAAUCCUACCUACCCUCUUUUGACAUAUUUGCUAGAUCUUUUUUAUAUGUGUUGAUUCUUUUUUUCUCCCUUUGCUUUUACUAGUGUCUUCAUGUCCUUCCUUGCUCCUGGCCUUGAUCCUUGUAUCUUUCGCUGCCGAUCCUAUCGCUCUCUUGAUCGUUAAAUGAUUCUGUCCUACGUAACCAUUCUCCUGGAAUCGCUUUCGCAUAUAGUGCGCUUCGCCCACUCGACGACGAUAUGACCCAGCAAGAGCCACCUCCAGUGUAUACGGCGACGGCCGAACCCCAAGCAGAAUAUGAGGCUCCGAGACGGAGGCUUUCCGAGCUGUCCGUACCAGAAGAUAAUAUGGCCAGUUCGUCCAUGUCAUGGGGAAGCAUACCAAGUCUCAGGCCAAAAGGGGGGUCCUGGAAUAUGGCAAGGAGGACUCUGGGCAUAAGUCUCUUGCUAGUAACAGUAUUCCUCUGGACGGUGUCGAAUUUCCUCGCUAGCUCCAUAUUCUCCGACCACACCUACGAUAAACCGUUCUUCCUAGUCUACAUCAAUACCUCCAUCUUCGCGCUGUCGAUGAUCCCGAUAUCCAUAAAAUAUGUAAUACAAAACGGCGGCAUCUCCCGCGUCAAACACCAGGCGAUUCAGGAAUGGAGGGCGGCGAGAUACGGCGGGGCCGAGAGGCUGAAGGCGCAGGAGGAAGAGGACCUCACGGCGGGAGAGCGGUUAUUGGUGGAUGACGAGGGGAGCUUCGAAGCGGCGGACCUGCCGAAGCCGAGCGACAAGAUAGGGUUCUUCGAGACGGCACGGUUUAGCCUCGAGUUCUGCAUGAUCUGGUUCCUCGGAAACUACUUCGCCUCGGCGUGUCUGGAGUACACGAGCGUGGGCAGCGUGACGAUAUUGACGUCGACGAGCAGCGUGUGGACUCUUGUGUUCUGCGCCGCCAUGCGCAUCGAGGCCUUCUCCGUCCGCAAGCUGGCUGGCGUAAUGGCCUCGCUUGCUGGUAUCGUGCUCAUCUCGACCGUCGAUCUAUCCGGCGCGGAUAACGAUGAUAGUCGCGGGAACUUCCCGCAUAAGAGUCAGAAGCAGAUCGCUAUCGGGGACGCGAUGGCUUUCUUCAGCGCCGUCAUCUAUGGGUUGUACGUCGUCGUCAUGAAGAUCCGCAUCGGGAACGAGGAGAGAGUGAAUAUGCCGCUGUUCUUUGGGCUCGUGGGCAUUUUCAAUAUUUUGAUUCUGUGGCCGCUGUUUAUUAUCCUGCACUUUACGGGGAUCGAGCCGUUCGAGUUACCUCCGAAUGGCAAGAUUUGGUUGAUUAUUAUGAUGAACUCGAUAUCUUCCUUCGUCUCGGAUAUCUCGUGGGCUUAUGCCAUGCUGUUAACGACGCCUUUGGUUGUCACUGUCGGGUUAUCUCUAACUAUCCCGCUAUCUCUCAUCGGCGAGAUGAUACAAUAUGCGCAAUAUUCAAGUUUCGUAUAUUGGGUCGGGGCCGCCAUAGUGCUAGUCUCUUUCAUAUUUAUUAACCAUGAGAGUCACGACGACGAGGAUGGGUCGAAGGCUGGUUCGGAGAGAGGGGCUAGAGUAGUAGAGCCAUAGCUUUGUGUUCCUGAACUUUUUGGCUUCUUGGGUGGCACUAACGGGGGCCCGGCGUCUUGGUUGGAAUAAUUGGGGUUAAACCGGUCACUGGUUCGACUGGUGCAGCAUAUACAUAUAGAUACCAGAUAGAGCUUACAGCGUACUGGACUUUAAGGUAUCAUAGAAUGGGC